Molecule: messenger RNA, 378 nt
Organism: Trichophyton verrucosum HKI 0517
Lineage: Eukaryota; Fungi; Ascomycota; Eurotiomycetes; Onygenales; Arthrodermataceae
Exons: 2
Coding region: 1-378 (125 amino acids)
Source: RefSeq, a predicted model, not a curated record
AUGAAAAGACUGGGAUUCGAGACUCGCGAAAUUGCUGAAAAGGUCGUUCAACAAUUCCACAACGUUGUUGGAAAGGACGGAGUAAAGCUCCUCCUGCGCUUUGCAGAUACCAAGGCUCAAAAACAACUCAAACAUCAAAGCAACGAGCGUCGUGCUUACCGUGCUGGAGAAUAUAACUAUUCAGUUGAGCUUGUUAAUAGUGCUACUCCAUCUCCAAGCCUCCAUCGUCUACAGCAAGCUGCCUCUCAUUUUAGCCCAACUUCUCAAAAUAGCUACCCCUCUCCAAUUGGGAGUGUCGGACAAGUUUGGACUCCUGCAACAUCCAUUUCUCCACCGUAUGAAUUCUCCACUCCCUUGCUCCAGCUUGAUAUAUACUAA